AUGAAUCUUUCGUCAUUGGAAUUUAAAUUGAUGCAUCAUUCAGACCCUUUAGGUUCAACUUUUUAUAGUUCCAAGGGAUCGCAGAUGCAUAUGAAUCAAUACUUAUCGCCAAGUUUAAAUACUUUAUCUGGCUCGGGAAGGUUUUACAUGAAUUCUACUUCAAUUCCUGUAAUGCAGAGAGAUGCUCUUACAUUAUUUCAGCCGAGAUCAGUUUAUUCCGCUACGUUGAAUGAGGAAAAUUCAAUGUUUCAUUUGUUCAAUACAAUUCAUUCAUUUAUGGGUAAUGAAAAACAGGAUUUGGAUGAGCAGGAUAAGGAUAAAAUACGAAACGAACGUGCAAUUACAGUAAAGAUGCUACAACAGAAUGCAAUAUUUGAAGACAAACAUUUAGCUGUUGAGUCAAUUUGUGAUAUUUAUCAACCAUCUUUUGAUAUUUCAGAUUAUAUUCUUUCUGGUUAUGAAACAAUCAUAAAAAGCCCGCGGGUAUUUCGGUCAGCUGUAUCCCCCGGAUCAACUACAGUAAGUGAAUUUGCACCAAUUACACCUCCAUCUGCUACUAAUGAUCUUAAUUACUUCGAUUACAUGUUGCCACAUACACAGCCAGCAGCAUUAAAUCAACAAUGGUUGGUAGAUAUGAAGCAAAAUAGUAGCAAUGAAACACAUGUGGAUCCAUCAAGAUUAUGUGUUAGUCCAAUUUCACAAGCUAAUUUUUCUGUGAAUGAAUCUAUAGUAGAGAAAAAUUUAAAACAUAGUGAAAAUAAGGACAAUAAAACAGGAUAUGAUAAACAGGAAGAACUAGAUGAAAAGGUAUUAGUUGAUGCGUCAAAAAAUGAAAAUGAUAAAAAAACUGAGAAGAUUGACCUGGAACACGUAGAGAAACCAGCAACUAUCUUAAAAACAAAAAAGGCCUCAAAAACAAAAAAAAGUGCAUCUAAACGACGCAAUGAAUCUCGAUAUAUAGAAGAUGUUGAAUAUGGUUUAAAGCCAAAAAGAGGUCGUGUACCUAAAGAACAGCGACAAAAACUUUUAGAAAUGUCUACAUCGGCUAUCUCUAAUGCCAAUUCUCUCGUAGGUCUUGGUAUUUCAUUACAUGAUUCUCGAUAUAAUCAAGGAAUGUCUACAUUUUUUCAGGACAAAGUUGAAUCUGAUAGUAAAGAAAGAGAUAAUGCAAAUUUUCCUCCUCAUGGCGUUUUUCUUACAAAAACAAAAGUAUCUUGUCGAAAGUAUAGUCAAACACAUUUGCAAAAAAGAGGGAGCUCAAUAGAAAAGUCUUUUAUAUGUGAGAUCAUUGGUUGUGAAAAGAGGUUCCGUCGAAGCGAACAUCUUAAACGACAUGUACGAUCUUUACAUACAGGGGAGAAGCCAUUUUUAUGUAUAGUAUGUCAUAAAAGAUUUAGUCGUUCAGAUAAUUUAAAUCAGCAUUUGAGAGUUCACAAGAUCUCUAAUGGAGAUAAUCAAAAUACAUUAGUAAAUAAAAGACGGACCAGAAUGGUGACAAAAAAGCUUAGAUAUCAUGGUUCACCAUAA
Molecule: messenger RNA, 1527 nt
Organism: Pneumocystis murina B123
Lineage: Eukaryota; Fungi; Ascomycota; Pneumocystomycetes; Pneumocystales; Pneumocystaceae
Exons: 1
Coding region: 1-1527 (508 amino acids)
Biological process (GO): regulation of transcription by RNA polymerase II
Molecular function (GO): RNA polymerase II cis-regulatory region sequence-specific DNA binding; DNA-binding transcription factor activity, RNA polymerase II-specific
Source: RefSeq, a predicted model, not a curated record